This is a messenger RNA of Dovyalis caffra, 2733 nucleotides long. The record is from the annotation of a GenBank genome assembly. Lineage: Eukaryota; Viridiplantae; Streptophyta; Magnoliopsida; Malpighiales; Salicaceae.
AUGGCUACUACUAGUGUUAAAUCCAACGGCGCUGGUGCUACUACUACAGCAACAGUAUCUGCCGUUUCUUCUUCUAAAGUUCCUCCAGUCGCACGCCCGUUAGCUGGUGAACCAGAAGAGGUAGCAUCAAAUAUAAAUUACCAUGCGCAAUUCAGUCCUCAUUUCUCUCCUUUCAAGUUCGAACCUGAACAAGCCUACUUUGCCACUGCUGAAAGCGUCCGCGAUCGCCUCGUUCAACAAUGGAAUGAGACUUACAUUCAUUAUCACAAAGAGGAUCCAAAGCAGACUUACUAUCUGUCAAUGGAAUAUCUUCAAGGACGAGCUUUGAGUAAUGCAAUUGGGAAUCUUGACAUUCGAGAUGCUUAUGGUGAGGCUUUGAAUAAGUUAGGGCAUCAGCUUGAGGAAAUUGUUGAGCAGGAAAAAGAUGCGGCUCUUGGAAAUGGGGGUCUAGGAAGACUGGCUUCGUGCUUUUUGGACUCGAUGGCCACGUUGAAUUUGCCAGCAUGGGGCUAUGGUCUGAGGUACAGAUAUGGGCUGUUCAAGCAGCGGAUCACCAAAGAGGGCCAAGAAGAAAUUGCUGAGGACUGGCUUGAGAAGUUCAGUCCUUGGGAAGUUGUCAGGCAUGAUGUUGUAUUUCCUGUCAGAUUUUUUGGUCAUGUGGAGGUUAAUCCCGAUGGAUCCCGAAAAUGGGUUGGUGGUGACAUUAUGCAAGCUCUAGCCUAUGAUGUGCCAAUUCCAGGAUACAAAACCAAGAACACCAUUAGUCUUCGUCUCUGGGAAGCAAGAGCUUCUUCUGACGACUUCAAUCUAUUUCUAUUCAAUGAUGGACAGUAUGAAUCUGCUUCACAGCUUCAUUCUCGAGCUCAGCAGAUUUGUGCUGUUCUUUAUCCUGGGGAUGCCACAGAAAAUGGAAAGCUUUUGCGACUAAAGCAACAAUUCUUUCUGUGCAGUGCUUCACUUCAGGAUAUUAUUCUUAGAUUUAAGGAGAGGAAAAAUGAUAAGGGAUUAUGGAAGUGGUCUGAAUUUCCUAGCAAGGUUGCAGUACAAUUGAAUGAUACCCAUCCUACUCUUGCAAUUCCAGAGCUGAUGCGAUUAUUGAUGGAUAAUGAAGGAGUUGGAUGGGAUGAAGCUUGGAAUGUCACAACUAGGACAAUUGCUUACACCAAUCAUACAGUCCUUCCUGAAGCCCUGGAAAAAUGGUCACAAUCUGUGAUGUGGAAGCUUCUUCCUCGGCAUAUGGAAAUCAUAGAAGAGAUAGACAAGAGGUUCAUUACAAUGAUUCGCACCACUCGAAUUGAUCUUCAGAGCAAACUUCCUAGUAUGUGCAUCUUGGAUAAUAAUCCCCAGAAGCCAGUUGUGCGAAUGGCAAAUUUAUGUGUGGUAUCUUCACAUGCGGUGAAUGGUGUUGCUCAGUUACACAGUGAUAUAUUGAAGGCUGAGCUAUUUGCAGACUAUGUCUCCAUAUGGCCAAAAAAGUUCCAAAAUAAAACCAAUGGAGUUACACCUCGCCGGUGGCUUCGCUUUUGCAGUCCUGAGCUCAGUAAUAUAAUUACGAAAUGGUUGAAAACUGAGCAGUGGGUUACCAACCUUGACCUACUUGUAGGUCUUCGAGAGUUUGCUGAAAAUUCAGACUUCCAAGAGGAAUGGUCAUCUGCCAAGAUGGCUAAUAAAUUGCGUUUAGCACGGUACAUAUUGGGAGCAACAGGUGUGAGCAUUGAUCCAAAUAGUCUUUUUGAUAUACAAGUCAAGCGCAUCCAUGAAUAUAAGAGACAGUUGCUGAAUAUUUUGGGUGCAAUAUAUAGGUACAAGAAACUAAAGGAGAUGAGCGCUGAAGAGCGGAAGACUACAACUCCACGUACCAUCAUGAUUGGAGGAAAAGCAUUUGCAACAUAUACAAAUGCUAAAAGAAUAGUUAAGCUGGUAGAUGAUGUUGGUGCUGUUGUUAAUAGUGAUCCUGAGGUCAAUAGUUAUUUAAAGGUAGUAUUUGUUCCAAAUUACAAUGUAUCUGUGGCGGAGUUGCUUAUUCCAGGAAGUGAGUUGUCACAGUAUAUCAGCACUGCAGGCAUGGAAGCAAGUGGCACCAGCAACAUGAAGUUUGCACUCAAUGGUUGCCUUAUAAUAGGAACCUUGGAUGGGGCUAAUGUUGAAAUCAGGGAAGAAAUAGGAGAGGAGAAUUUCUUUCUCUUUGGUGCAACAGCAGAUGAAGUCCCCAGACUGCGCAAGGAAAGAGAGAAUGGAUUGUUCAAACCAGAUCCUCGAUUUGAAGAGGCCAAGCAGUUUAUAAGAAGUGGAGCAUUUGGAAGCUAUGACUACAACCCACUUCUUGACUCUCUAGAAGGCAACUCUGGUUAUGGUCGGGGAGAUUAUUUUCUUGUUGGGCAUGACUUCCCAAGCUACAUGGAUGCGCAGGACAGAGUAGAUGAAGCUUACAAGGAUCGCAAGAGGUGGUUGAAGAUGUCUAUUCUUAGCACCGCUGGCAGUGGUAAAUUCAGCAGCGAUCGGACAAUUUCCCAAUACGCAAAGGAGAUUUGGAACAUAGAGGAGUGCCGGCUUGAUGGAAGAAAGGAAGGAAAAAACAAGAGUAAUUCAAAUAAGAAAACACGUAUUUCUCAUGGUAGGGGAAAGGAACAGAGGAUGUGUUUGACAGCCAUCACACUCUGCAACAAUGGAGUUGUAGAGCAACGGUCAACAGAUCCAUGUGCGGAUACAAGAAUGCUUGAAGAAUUAAAAUGA